Molecule: messenger RNA, 4047 nt
Organism: Eufriesea mexicana
Lineage: Eukaryota; Metazoa; Arthropoda; Insecta; Hymenoptera; Apidae
Product: tetratricopeptide repeat protein 37
Exons: 13
Coding region: 1-3885 (1294 amino acids)
Biological process (GO): nuclear-transcribed mRNA catabolic process
Cellular component (GO): Ski complex
Molecular function (GO): protein binding
Source: RefSeq, a predicted model, not a curated record
AUGUCACAUGAUACAAAAACAACUAUCAAAGAAGCUCGCCAGGCAUAUAAAGAAAAUAAUUAUACAGAUGCGAUUAUAAAAUGUAAAACAAUAUUAAAUACGGAACAAAAUAAUUAUAAGGCACUUACAUUAUUGGCUGCAGCGAUGUUGAAAGUUGGUGAAUAUAAAUCAGAAAUUCCAUUAAUUCUACAAAAAGCUAUACAAAUUGAAACAAAUAAUCUAAUAGCUUGGUAUGGUUUAAUCUCCUACUAUACAAAAUAUUUGGAUGAUAAUGAUUCUUAUAACAAAUUAAUAUUGAUCUACUGUAAACUUUUACGAUUAGAAAGUGAUACUCAGUUUUCGUCUAUUUUGAAUAAAAUUUCUGAGCUUUCAUUGCAAGUAAAAGAUGUUCCAACUUUAAUUCAGUGCGUUGAAUAUUUAAGAGAGUUACGAAAAGAAUUGGAUCAAAAUAAACUUAAAAUGAUUGAUAAAACACUUGGGUGGAUAUUAAUAGACAAUUUUAAUAAUCUGGAUAAAUAUACCAAUUUAUUAGAGAGUGUUUUUAAAUCUGUAAUUAAUGAUCUUAAUACAGUUGACCAAAAAAAUUUUUAUACAAAAUAUUUAAAAGUAUUAUAUAACAAAGGUGAAUUAAUUGUUUUAAUAAAAGAAGCUAUAAAUAUACAUCAGCAAUUUCCACAAGACAUUUUACCAUUGGAAUAUAUAUGCCGUGUUUAUUAUGAACAAGAUAUAUUGGAUGAAAAUUUUGUUGAUAUCGAUAUAUCACAAUUUUUUGAAUAUCUUUUAAAAUUGGACAAAAAUUCUGAAGUUGCUGUAAUUGCUAAAGCAGUGUAUUUAAGAAAAUCAGAUAAUUUGAUUACGGCACGAGAAAUAUUGAAACAAAUGCUUACACCAAAGCCGCAUUCGGUAUAUGGUUGGUUGGAAUUGAGUAAAAUAAGCAUAAGGCUUAACUGUUGGGAAGAUGCAGAAGUUGCCGCUAGACGAGUAUUAGAAAUUAAUCGUGGAAUAAAAGACGAAUUAUUAUAUCAAAUGCAAUUAAUAGCACUUGAAUCGAUAAGUAGAAGUAGCGAUAAACACAAGUGGGAAAUUGCUCUGCACGAAUGUGAACAGGUACGCCCUUCCACGCAAUUACAUCUGAUUCAUACACGUAUUAGUAUACUGUUGAAUCAAUCAGAUGCAUACAUUCUACUGAACAAUUUGGAAUCCCAACAUAACAUCAAAAUGGAAGCUAGUAUUCUUCGUGCACUAUAUUUGAAACAAAAUAAACAGUUCGACGAAGCAGUAAAUAUUCUUCACUCAGUCUUAGAAACGUCUGAAGCGUGGUUACUUCUUGGUGUAAUAUAUUGGGAAAUGACCGAGUAUAAUUACAGUUUAAUGGCUUUCUUAAAUGGAGUGAAAGCCGAUCGUUAUAAUUGGGAAUGCCUAAUUUAUUUGGGGCAUUAUUAUCGCGAAUAUGGCAAUGACUUGGAACGUUCUAGAAGAUGUUAUCAGACUGCAUUAAAAAUCAAUCCAAAUUCUGAAGAAGCUGGUAUCGGUUUAAGUACAGCGUAUAGGCUUCUUAAAAAUCAAGAUGCGAAUAUACAGUUGUUGCAAGUAUUAACUACACAAGGCAGUGGACCUAAGUGGGCAUGGUUACAACUUGGUUUACAAUAUCUUGACCGAGGAAAUGCGGAGCAAGCUAUUAAGACGCUCCAACAUGUUGUUAGACUUGACCCUAAUGACUGUCGCUGUUGGGAAUUACUAGCAGAUGCAUAUUUUAUACGAGGCGCAUAUACAUCAGCAUUAAAAACUUAUCAGAAAGCGUUAGAAUUGUGUCCAGGGUCUUUAUAUCCAAUGAUACAAUUAGCAAAUAUAAAAUUGGCUAUUGGACAGUACGAUAAUGCAAAGGAAGACUUUGAACACAUUUUGGCAGAUGAUUCGCAUUAUAUUCCUGCUUUAAAAGGACUAGCUGAAGUUUGUUUUGCAUUAGCCAAUUAUUAUACUGCUAAGCAAUUGUUUGGUCAUGCGAAUGGUUAUCUACAAAAAGCUAUGGAUAGCUUAGCUACAGCUAUUAAAGUACGUAGAGAUGUAUCCUGCGUUUGGAAAUUACUUGGCAACGUGUACUACAAAGCUGCAACGUUACCAGAAAAAUAUAGUUACUUAAAUAUAUCGUCUAUUCCAGUACACCAUGAAAAUAUCGGAAAUAUUGCAUUAAUUAAACAACGAUCUAUGUUUGCAUUAUCUAUAAAGUGUUAUCGUGCUGCCAUAUCUCUUUGUCCACAAUUAUCUUCGCUAUGGCAUGAUUUAGCUUUAUGUUAUCUAAUGCAGCUGCGGUAUUAUCCAUGCAGUACCGACAAAAGUGUUGCUAAUGAAUGUCUAGCUGCUGCAAAAUAUGCUGUUAAAUUAUGUCCUUCGAUAUGGAUGCAUUGGAAUCUUUUGGGUGUUAUUUGUAUGUCGCCAUUUAUAAAGAACUAUGCAUUGGCACAGCAUUCUUAUAUCAUGGCAAUUGACAAGGACUUUAAUAAUUCUGUAGUGUGGUCUAAUUUGGGAACUUUAUAUCUGCACAUAGGGUAUUUGUAUAAAGCGAACGCAGCUUAUUCUCGAGCUCAGACUGCAGAUCCUGCAUAUAUAAAUUGCUGGACAGGGCAAUCUUUAAUUGCUGAAAUGAUGGGAAAAGGAGAAGCAAUGGACUUAUUUCGACACGCAACACAAUUAGGAUAUCAUAGCCAAGCUGCCAUAGGAUAUACUCAUUACCUACUUAAGACAAUUUUAAAUUCUUCUGCCAUAUAUGACAGUUCAGUUUCACAUGUAAUGAAAAAGGAUUACCCUCUUCAUGAUGCUUUUGACGUUAUGACAUGGUACAUUGAACAUCAUCCAAAUGAUUGUCAGGCCCGAAAUGCAUAUGGAUUAUUAUUGGAAAGGCUGAAACUUUAUAAAUCAGCCGCAGAACAAUUUGUUGAAGCUGUAUCUAUUAGUGGCAAUGACGAGAAAGACCUGGUUCGUAUAAAUCUGGCACGUGUGUUAAUACAAAUAAAAAAAUAUAAGGAAGCUAUAAAAUUAAGUCAAACAGUUACGAAUGCCAAUUAUAAUUCUAAUUGUCAUUUGGCAUUGGCUUUAUUCAAAGCGACACAAUAUGUAGCGGCUUAUGACACAUAUGAAGCAACGCUGAUUUCGUUUGCUGAUACUGAUACAAAAAAAGCGUAUACAUUGUGUGCAUUGGCCUCAAUAGCAUAUACUUAUGAAAGAGUAGAUGAUGCAAAAACAUUGUUGUUUCAAUCCAUACAGAUCAAAACACCAGUUAUAACAGGUCUUUUAGCCAGUGCAUCAUUAGGAAUAUUGCACAAUGAUGAAGAUUUAACUGCAUUGGUGCUAAACGUUUUGAAGUUGUAUGAAAAUCACUGUGAAUAUGGACACCACGUUGUGAACUUAUUUGCAUAUUCUCAUAUAAUCGGAAACAAUGCGAAAAGUGCCAUUACUAAUCUCUCUAAAUCAAUUCAUAUGUAUCCUGAUGACGUGAGGUAUUGGGUUCCAUUACUCAGAAUAUUACAGAAAACUGAUUUACAGACUUUCAGCAAAUGUGCUCAGAAGGUACUCCGUCUUAACAAAGAUAUUGCUACUGGACACCACCCACAUGUUGCGUGUGCUUUAUCCAUUAAUUGUUUCACGCAAAUUUUAAUACCAAAACAUAUAAGAUCAGUUCAGAAACUUUUAUUUACUUAUCCUGGUCAUGUUGAAAGCUGGGCCAUGUUCAUCGCAACAUUUUUAUCAAGGUCUACAAUUAAAAGUUGUAAUACUGAUACCGAGUGGAUCUCAAAUUUCAUAACUAUUAUACAACAAAAUUAUCAGACCACGAAUUCGAUGUCGAAAUGGUUGAAUGACAGUAAAAUGAAAUUAGGUCAGAUUAAUUAAAUGAAAAAAGGUUCUGUAUCUGUACAUUGCAAAAUGAGUAAGAUGGAGUGUAUUUUUGCAAUCAGAUGACUAUAACAGAGGACGUGAGAUACCACAAUACUAGUGUUACAUCGUUGAAGAUAUGAACAGAAUAUGUAAGAAUUGAUGAAGAAAUAAAUAAAA